This is a messenger RNA of Daldinia loculata, 798 nucleotides long. RefSeq lists its product as uncharacterized. Gene Ontology annotation, biological process: poly(A)+ mRNA export from nucleus. The transcript has 2 exons. The record is from RefSeq and is a predicted model, not a curated record. NCBI's taxonomy places the organism in Eukaryota, Fungi, Ascomycota, Sordariomycetes, Xylariales, Hypoxylaceae. Gene Ontology annotation, cellular component: nucleus. The coding region runs from base 1 to 798 and encodes 265 amino acids.
AUGUCCGACUACGCCUCCCUAAAGGUUCCAGAGUUGAAGAAACUCCUCCAAGAGAAAUCCCUACCUGUAACAGGUAACAAGGCCGACCUAAUCGCUCGUCUGCAAGACCAUGACAAGUCCCAGAACCCCGCUCCCGUUCGCGAAAACGAGGACGAGAUUGAUUAUAGCGAUGAUGAAGUCCCGACCACGUCAAAGCCUUCAGAAACUGCGAUAGCCGCCGAGUCCGUUGAACCGACACCAGCUCCAGUUGAAGAGAAGUCUGCCGAACCUAUUGAGCCUGUGGAGAGUGCGCCAGACUCUGUUCCGACCACAGAUAAGCCGGUUGAGGAUGGGGCUGAAGAAACCGUCAAGACAGAGGCUCCAAAAGAAGACUUUUCUGCGCACCUUCCUGCAUCUAACGCAGAUGAAGAGGCACGCAAGCGUGCCGCGCGAGCUAAGCGAUUUGGCGUAGUUGAUAAUGACGAGGACAAGAAGAAAACUGAGCGCGCUGAGCGUUUUGGUGUAGAUGAUUCCUCUCUGGUGAAGGGUCUCGACGCCGCGUUGCCCGAGAAGAGGCCAUCGAAGCGAGGCCGGGAAGGUGGUAAUGCCGAAGUUGAACGAGGCGCGAAACGACAAAACCCCGGUGGUCAACAAAGAGGCAAAGGUCGUUUUCGCCAAGGUAGAGGCGGUAGGCCGAAUGGCGCUCCUCGAAAAGAGGGCAGGCCGAAUGGCGCAAAGGGGAAGCCCGCUAUUCUAAACGACCCAUCCGAAAAGGCAAAGGCCGAGGCGCGGGCAAAGCGCUUUGCUGGUGGUUCAUAA